GUAGAGACUGUAGAGAAGCUGUCAUGUGUGCCCUAUUCUAGGGCCUCCUGCUUUCUUGCUAGCUAGGAGUGGGGACUGGAGGGAGAGGAGGAAAAAAAAACUUUAAAAAAGUCAGUCCAGCUGCUGUGCUCCAUAAUAGCAGCAGCCGCAGCAGCAGCAGCAGUAAGUGCCCGGGCUAGCCCUAGUGCAGCAGCCGCACAGCCUGGGACACACACAACCCCUCCGGCCGCUGGAAGUGGGUACAGUACUGGGCGGCCGGCAUGGAGCUGCUGUGCUCCGAGGUGGAGACUGUCCGCAGGGCUCAGACUGACCCGACGCUGCUGUUUGACGACCGGGUGCUGCAGAACCUGCUCACCGUGGAGGAGAGGUAUCUGCCCCAGUGCUCCUACUUCAAAUGCGUCCAGAAGGACAUCCAGCCCUUCAUGCGGAGGAUGGUGGCCACCUGGAUGCUGGAGGUCUGUGAAGAACAGAAGUGUGAGGAGGAAGUGUUCCCAUUGGCUAUGAACUACCUGGAUAGGUUUUUAGCUGUGAUCCCCACUAGAAAAUGCCAUCUGCAGCUCCUGGGAGCUGUCUGUAUGUUUCUUGCCUCCAAACUGAAAGAGACAAUUCCAUUAACUGCAGAAAAACUUUGCAUAUAUACUGACAAUUCAAUCAAACCCCAAGAGCUGCUGGAGUGGGAGCUGGUGGUUUUGGGAAAGUUGAAGUGGAACCUUGCUGCGGUGACACCACAUGACUUUAUUGAACAUAUAUUACGAAAGCUGCCUUUACCUAAAGAGAAGUUGCUCCUGGUGCGGAAGCAUGCUCAGACGUUUAUUGCGCUCUGUGCCACAGACUUUAACUUUGCCCUGUACCCGCCGUCUAUGAUAGCGACUGGAAGUGUGGGAGCCGCGAUCUGUGGGCUGCAGUUGGACGACGCAGAAAGCGCUCUCUCUGGUGAUGGCCUGACGGAGCACUUAGCCAAGAUCACUAGCACAGAUGUGGAUUGCCUUAAAGCUUGUCAAGAACAGAUUGAGUCUGUGCUGGUCAGCAGCCUUCGGCAAAACAGACAGCAGGCACAACAGAGGAACUCUGCCAAGUCCGUCGACGAACUGGAUCAGGCCAGCACUCCUACAGACGUGCGAGACAUCAACCUGUGAGGAGUUCUGCAGCAAGAGAGUCUUUUCCUUGUUCUGUAUUUUUAGAACAAACCCGUUUAUAUCUGCUCCCACUUAGAAAAAAAAAUAUUUAAAAACUAUUUUAAAUACAAAAAAAAAGGAAAAAAAAAACUGAAUUAUUAAGUGUUUGGUGCCUGUGAUGUCCUUUUAGAAGGGAAUCCCACAAUAUAUUUGAUAAUUGCUGUUAUUAUAUAUUGUUAAAUUUAAGUGCUUAUAUAAGCAUAAACUAGCUAGAAUAUUUGUAAGCCUGCGUUUGUGGGAUGACACUUAGAUAUACUUUUUUUUUUUUACAUUGUAGUCGCUUACACCUCUUGAUAGAUGUCAAAGGGGCGUGAGUGCGAUAUUUGUGGUUUUCAUUUUGUAGAUUGCAAAGCAAAAGACUAAUGGAUUCUAGAGGGCAAAGUAAGCAGCGAUCCCUAUAGAAGAUUGAAGCAUUUUUCGGGAUGCUCAAUGAUCACGUGGGAUCGCUUUUAGUCUUAUUGUUAUCUAAAGAGAGGCGCUUUCUGGAUCUUCUAUUUAGUUCUGUUUACUUUUGCUGUCUAUGGUAGCUGCUACCGAAAAAAAAGAUGCUUUAUUUUUGCAAGCCUAAGGCAGGUGUUUUUUUAAUGUGUAGUUUUUUAAAUUCCCAUUUUCUUUCAACAUAGUGUUUUUUGUUUUUUUAGAGAACGUUCUGGUUUAGAGGGGGGGCUCACGUAGCCAACUGUGGACACGUGAAAUACAAGGACUUCAAUACUGGAUUGGAUUUAAAGGAUAAAAGAUGUAUUUUGUCCCAACAAAAGUGGAAGGUACUCAUUUACUCCUUGACAUUUCACUAGAAAUUGGAACUCCUUCCUUUUAUUAGGAACCCUCCUCUCCACAGAUUAAAAGGGGAUAUCAAACUAAAAUUUUCAAUGACUUUUUUAGCUAAUAAAUUUAUUUAUUAAUUUUUUUUUUUUUUAAACAUGGUUGCAAAAACCAUACCAUUUUGACCUUACAGUCCGCUUUCCACUAUAGGUGCCUAAAUCCAAUGGUUAUUUAAAGUGGCAUUCAACCCACAUGAUUCUUUUCUUAACUAAAGGAUAUUACAAAACAGAAAUAAUAUUUUGGGUGGAUAUCCCCUUAGAGGGAAAAAAAAAAAAACUUUUUUCUCUAACUCCGCUGGUAUUUUAUAUGGUUGGUCUGCCGCUAGCAUCAUUGUAAACCAUUUCAUUCGAAAAAGCACUUUGAAAAUUGUUCCUAAGGGAUAAAUGAGAUGGUUUAUGAAAAUUGUGCCGACCCUAUCGCGUCAUUUUAGACUGCCUCCAUGCACCCCACUGCCGAAUACAUCUUACGGUGUUGCUGGAUUUUUCGACACCUGCCUUAGAUGACAUUCCUUUAACAACAUUCCGGAUACACAAGAAACUAAAGUAUUGUUGAUGUUCUCUGAUGACCUUGAAAGAGGUUAGCCAUUUUGGUUGCCUUUUGUUACUAGUUCCCAAGGGCGGCAGGGUCAGCUAAUUAUUUUAGACAUUUUUAAUGAAAUAUCUGGCAACAAAUGGUCAACACCUACAAAUUUGUUGCAUAAAAAAAAAUGUGUACCAAUGUACUUGAAUUGUAUUUUUUUUCUCUCCUUCCUUAUUGUAGUUGCUCCAGCAAAUCAGCAUCUUUUUAUUUUUUUAUUUUACUUUCCAUAUGCUGGUGCAAUUUUUUUCUGUUAUUAUUAUUAUUAUUAAUGUUAUUAUCUUUUUUUUUUAUGCACAAUGGUAUGACACAGUUGACAAAGCUGUUGCUUAAAAAAAAAGUUUGCUAAUUUAGUCGGAAAAAGAAAUUUGAUUGGUUUAAAGAAAGACCAUUAAAGGAUGGGGUUUGUCAUGUGUUGGCUACAAGUGCUGGUAUGAGGAGUGAGUAAAUAUAUAUAUUUUUUUUUAUUUGUUUUUUGCGCUGCUAAGGAGCUAUGAUUUGUUUCAUUCUUAUUCACAUUAACAGUACUUAGCUGUAUUGUUUCACUGAGUGUGCUGCUAUUUUAUAAACAUUUUUAUAAUAUAUUAUUUUACUGCUUAAAAUUUCCAAUCCUGAAGUAAGUAGAUGGUUAAAUAGACAAAAGAGGAAUUCUGAUUACUGGAAAUGCCUUUGUACAGCUUUUUUUUCCCUACUAAAAGAGUGUUAAUGACAUUUUUUUGCUGAUCACACCCUAUUAAGGUGGUAUACUUACCUCAGGUUUACUGGAUACAAAAUGGUUCCUUUUUUUUUUUUUCACUCAAUAACAUUACCUCACACUUUUACAGUUUUCCUCUGGGAGCCUAGUGCAAUGGUGCUAAUGCAGCAGGGAUCUGUGCUUGCACUGGAGACCUUGCUACUCAUUUCCCUAUUAGUUUAUAAGAAUAAUAGAGUGGAGUUGUGGGGGAGGGGGGAUUGCAGUUUUCCAGUUUUGGGGCACACAAGAUAAAUAUGCUGUGAUGACUAGUAAUAACGUGUGACUGUGCUGCCUUGACUAGCAAUUGUACAUAACUCCAAAUUCCACCUUCCCCCAAUAACCCCAUCCUACCCAUAUAAGUUAUGUAAUUAGAACUGGUAAUAUGUUAACCUGCUGCCAAUUUAACGUUUAUCAGGCAGUUACACAAAACAAAGGCAGACACUGAUGUUCCUCAAAGCACAGCUUACCAAUUCACUCCAUGCAUGUGAUAUAGCGGCGGCAUGAGGCAUUUUUAUAUUCCCGGUUCCUUUGUACCUCAUGUUACAGUGAUUUGAGUAGUUCCCACCUAAUGAAUGGGCUGUAUUUUCAGUAAUAUUAAUAUUGAUAUGACAAAAUAGCUGCAUCCCCCCCCCCCCACCCCAAAGAAACACCAAACAAACCCCAAAACUACAGUUUUAGCACUGGUAUUUACACACCAAAAAGACCAAAAUCAUUCAAAGAAUUUAAGCAAAUAAAGUUAAUCUAUAUGUUACAGCAUAUUUCAUUUUUAGUUGUGUUACUGUUAAACAGGUUAUUGUGCCUGCCUGCUCCACCCAUCUCAAAUUUGAAAGUUAAAGGCACUUUGAUAUGUGGCGUUUGGUUUGACGUGAUCACAACUCGCGCUGCUUUAAAUACAAUGGCGGCAUAAGUCUCCCCUAUUGGUUUUCCUCUGUAAAUGGAUUGAGAAGCAGCCUAUGCUUUCCAGAACUAUUAUUUUUUUUUCUUUCUCAUUUAUCAUCAUUUUUAGGGCUCAAAAGGUCAGUAAAUUGUCAUUGGCACCUUUUUAGGGGGUAAAAAAACAAACAACUUUUAUAUUCUAGUUUUAGGAGUUAAGGGAAUGGCAUACCAUGUAUAUAAAAGCAUGAAGAUAUUCAAAAUCUCACGCUCCGAUUGGUAUAUGGCAUUUUCACAAACCGCUUAGGUGAGCAUAGCGUCAGCUAGAAGAUUUUUACAGUAAUGAUCGAUAAAAUGUAAAAAAUAGACCUUACUUUACAGUUUGCAUUUCUGGUUUGGAAGAAACUUUUAGUUACAUACUCAAGUGAAGUAUGUAGCUAUCAAACAGCUGCUAGACGACCCAGAAUCCAAUCUCGCUAUGUGAACUCUAGAGAGGUGUUAACAUGUACAUUCUAGGCAUUGCAAAUUGCCUCAGCGACAAUGUGAUGUCGGGCAAAUCACUCUUGUAAGUCACUUUUCCCGCUUAGGUUACUGUACCUAGACGAGACCAUGAUUUCUUACUAGUCAUGGCAAUUUACACAGCACUCUUUGUGAUAACUAGGAUAUAGUGACCUGGGAUUUAAAGUGAUAAGUGAACUGUGUAACUUUUCUGGAUUGAUAAUGAUUCACACGAAUGAGACAUUGUACUUAAUUUAAUUUGUUCUGUUAAUGACACCAGCACGAUAACCUUGUGUCUUGGCUUGAAGCCGACAUGUAACAAGGUAUUUUCUCUCACAUUUCUUGAGUUUUGUGACCUUUUAACGAUUGGAUGUAACAGAAAGUGCAUUUAGGGCAGAAGUAGGGAGCCUGUGUCUUUCUAGCUGUUGACGAACUACAAGUUCCAGUGACUUUUUGCCAAUCAGUAACAGCAGCUGGAAAGUUCUCGGGGCGGUCUAAGUCUAAUUUAGGAAGUUAUAAAUGUGCUAGUCAUAUGUGGUAAUUGUGUAGAUGUUGAAACAUGUUUAAUUUAAAAGUUGGGAAAAAAAAAUUCAAUAUCGGAAUGUUUUUUUGUUUUUUUUUGUUUAAGUAUUACGUUAAGGCAUACGUGUCACACUUACACACAGGGGGUGAAGCCAUUUUGUGGACUGAAACAAUACUCUGAGGUCGUGUCACUAUCUGAAAAUGAAUAAGUGAAUUGAUAGGUUGCACUUUCAUGAAUAUUUGUUUGGAAAACAAAAUGGCAGCCCUCACUGUCUGUAGGCAAUGGGAACACGUUAAAGUUUGCCAAAGCCUGACCUCCUGAAUUGUUGCUGUUUUGAGGGCUGAAAUAAGACUGCCAAUGUGUGCUGCUGCUUCUGAUGGGGAAUAAAAUAAAUAUUUCCAAGAGGCUAAUUGCAUUUCAUUUGGAGCAAAAGAAAAACAAAUUAUUUACUAGUGUUGGAGAAGUUUUCUGCACAUUUUCUUCAUGGAGGGUGAAAUUCCAAAGUUUAUGCACAAAAAAGCAGUCGGGGAUGUGUUGGAUGGAAGGGGGGUGUUAAAAAUAAAAAACUGUAAAAAAUGAUAAAAUCUUCAUGGGAUAUGAUGCUAUUUAUUGAUAACUCUGGGGGGAGGGGGGCGUAAUACCAAAAUUCAUGCACUUUCAGGAAAAACUAAGCUGCCGGCCCCAGAAAACAGCCCAGAUAUAGGACAUGAGAUGGGGCAAUUCAGUACACAGUAUUCUCCUUUGCUGUUCCAUUUUGAAAGUUUUUGAAAAUGUGUCGAGUCAAUUCCCAACGCGACUGUUAUCCAAAGUACAUGUUGUUCGCCAUAAGCGAAGUAUUUGCAGUUUGUGCCGUUUGUUUUGGGGUAGCGCUUGAUUUUUGCAGUCCGAUGGCUGGUGGAGAGCUGGCUUCAUGUUGUAAUGGGCGGAACAUUUUGUCCUGGAGAGCAGUAAAGCAGUAUGUGGAGAAAUUCACACGCCCCAACAAGUCUAGCGAAAGUUCAUCUCUACGUUUGCCCUGUGUCAGCCAACCGUAUCCUUUUGCAUUUACUUGUAAAAAAAAAUACAUACCAGAAACCUCAGCAGUUGAUGCCCCCAACGGAGAUUUUAAUCAAGGGAUCCCAAACUCAUAAACGUCCGUCUCCUGCUGACGCCCAUUAAAGUAAAUUCUGUAGAGGUUGUCUUGCAUCCUGGUUCACAGCACAAAAUGGCUGCUUCCACUGUGUGUGGAUGACAGAUACAUUUUAAGCAUCCUUCAUAUCCCUGAGCGUAGGACCAUUCAGCUCUGGCCAUGUUCAUUACGGUAAAAUAAAUAACCAAAUGUCGUGAUAAAGAUAUUGCUGCUGGCCCUGUAUAGUUCGGUUUUAUUUUUUUUCAAUAUAAUUGCUUAUUUUUUAUUUUUUUUCAGUCCUCAAGUCUCCCCUUCCUUUUAUUGGCCAGUGGAAUUUUGAUUUUCCACCAUGUACCUCAAUCACUCUGCACAAUCGUCUCAUUUGUUGUUUUUUUUUUUUUUUUUGCUUUAUUGAAAUGUGAUGCCAUAUCAAGUCAAUGUUAUUCUCUCACAAUGUACUUUAAGAUAAUACAAAAAGAAGGUGUGGACAGUUAUAUGGUCAGGGAAAGAUAGAAAGUGUAGACUUAAAUUAAAUAAUGUUAAAAAUGAAUUUUUAGCAAGUACGUGAGAUUUCAUAUGGUGGAUAAGACUCAUAUUGUGUAGGUUUUUUUUUCAAUUACAUAUUGAAAAGGUCUUGUCUGUUCAGUGUUAAAGUCGUUUUUUUAUGUUAAUUGACUAGUUAAAAAAAAAACGAUCGAUUAAUGAAAUGUGUUUUGGGGGAAUAAGAAUGCUGUUUGGGCAAUAAAUUCACCUUGACCUAAAA
Molecule: messenger RNA, 7071 nt
Organism: Pseudophryne corroboree (corroboree frog)
Lineage: Eukaryota; Metazoa; Chordata; Amphibia; Anura; Myobatrachidae
Gene: CCND2
Product: cyclin D2
Exons: 5
Coding region: 261-1136 (291 amino acids)
Biological process (GO): regulation of cyclin-dependent protein serine/threonine kinase activity; mitotic cell cycle phase transition
Cellular component (GO): nucleus; cytoplasm; cyclin-dependent protein kinase holoenzyme complex
Molecular function (GO): cyclin-dependent protein serine/threonine kinase regulator activity
Source: RefSeq, a predicted model, not a curated record